UAUCAAAAAGUGGGUCAGGCCUAUUCUCUUCCAGUCUUCCUUACCCAUUAGGACGAGCUGUUAAACAGUUAGGUCCUUGGUUGCUCAGAAUCGAAAGCAGAGACUCUGCAACUAAACCAACACUCAAUUCCGUCGAUGGCGCUCUCUGGCUCUCGUGAUGCAUGCCCCACGGUAAAGAACAUUCUUCUACUAGACUCUGAAGGGAAGCGUGUGGCUGUCAAAUACUACUCAGAUGAUUGGCCAACUAAUAAUGCUAAGUUAGCUUUUGAGAAGUCACUGUUUGCAAAGACUAUGAAGUCCAAUGCCCGUACAGAAGCGGAGAUCACAAUGUUCGACAACAAUAUUGUUGUCUAUAAAUUCAUCCAGGACCUCCACUUCUAUGUGACUGGAGGUGAUGAUGAAAAUGAACUCAUCUUAGCUUCAGUUCUUCAAGGUUUCUUUGAUUCAGUUUCCCUGCUUUUGAGGAGUACUGUUGACAAAAGGGAGGCACUCGAGAACUUGGAUCUUAUUUUUUUGUGUCUUGAUGAGAUUGUUGAAAAAGGGAUGAUACUUGAGACAGAUGCCAAUGUUAUUGCAGGAAAGGUGGCAGUAAAUAGCAUGGAUCCUGGCGCACCUUUGUCCGAGCAGACCAUAAGCCAAGCAUUGGCUACGGCACGUGAACAUUUGACGAGAACGCUCUUUCAGUAAGCUUUCCAUGGAUGGGCAGAGAAAAUCUCAGAUUUCAUUCUUUGUUAAAUUUUGUUUUCCAAUCUGUUGGCAUGUAGAAGUUCAUUCCAUUUGAUACAUUAUUGGUGGGCUUAAAAAUAGCGAGGAUAGUUCCAACUGGGCUUGUAAUGAUUAUGUUUAUCACAUCAAAUAAUAAUUUUAAAAGGUUGUGUGCAA
Messenger RNA from Jatropha curcas, 882 nucleotides. Its product is annotated as coatomer subunit zeta-1. Gene Ontology annotation, cellular component: COPI vesicle coat. NCBI's taxonomy places the organism in Eukaryota, Viridiplantae, Streptophyta, Magnoliopsida, Malpighiales, Euphorbiaceae. Gene Ontology annotation, biological process: intra-Golgi vesicle-mediated transport; retrograde vesicle-mediated transport, Golgi to endoplasmic reticulum; intracellular protein transport. The record is from RefSeq and is a predicted model, not a curated record.